Prunus armeniaca (apricot) is the source of this 204-nucleotide messenger RNA. NCBI's taxonomy places the organism in Eukaryota, Viridiplantae, Streptophyta, Magnoliopsida, Rosales, Rosaceae. The record is from the annotation of a GenBank genome assembly.
AUGGAGAUGAGGCUUGUCGCCUGCGAACGUAUGUCAGGGACACAAUGCUCGAAAAAGACUCCAUUGAGUUUGUGCUUCGUGAAGCAGCCUGUCUGCAAUGGAGAUGAGGCUUGUCGCCUGCAAGCGUAUGUCAGGGACACAAUGCUCGAAAAAGACUCCAUUGAGUUUGUGCUUCGUGAAGCAGCCUGUUUGCAAUGGAGAUGA